AUGCUCCCCAUCCAAGUCACUGUCGUCUUCAUCGCCAUCUAUGUGCUCGAGUCCCUGGCAAUAAUUGUGCAGAGUAGCUUAAUUGUUGCGGUGCUGGGCAGAGAGUGGGUUCAGGUGAAAAGGAUGUCACCUGUGGAAAUGAUUCUCAUCAGCCUAGGCUCCUGCCGCUUCUGUCUACAGUGGUCCUCGGUGCUGUACAAUUUUUGCUCCUAUUUCAACCCUGACUGGGUGUUUUGGUACAUAGGGAUCAUCUGGGAAUUUACCAACACACUUUCCUUCUGGUUAACCAGCUUGCUUGCCGUUGUCUACUGUGUCAAAAUCGCUUCCUUCACUCACCCCAUCUUCUUCUGGCUGAGAUGGAGAAUUUUGAGGUUGGUUCCCUGGCUGUUGCUGGGCUCUCUGCUGACUUCUUGUGUGACAAUCAUCUUUUCAGCUAUUAGGAAUUACAUCACUGUGAAGUUAAUGUCCGUGAAGCAUUUCCCUAGAAAUAAUACUGUGACAGAGAGACUUCAGACUGUUCUACAGAAUUUUCUGAUAUCUCAGCAGAUGGUUGUGUUGACUAUUCCUUUUCUCCUGUUUGUGGCAUCCACCAUCGUGCUCAUAUCCUCAUUGUUCCAGCACUUGGGGCAAAUGCAACAGCACAGCUCUGGCCAUGGCAACUCGAGCAUGAAAGCUCAGUCCACUGCCCUGAGGUCUCUCGCCGUCUUCCUCGUCUUCUUUAUCUCUUACUUUCUGACCAUACUCGUCUCCGCCAGAGACAGCCUAUUUGAGAAGACAACCUGGUUCUGGGUGUGGCAAAUUAUCAUCUAUGCUGUAGUUUCUAUUCAUUCCACUUCACUAAUGUUGAGCAACCCUAAAUUGAAAAAGGUUUUAAAGGUAAGAUGCUGGGGCCAGAGGAUGUCUGAGGCACCAGGUACAAGACCCCCUGGGCAAAUGGGAGUUUGCAUUUAG
Rhinolophus ferrumequinum (greater horseshoe bat) is the source of this 951-nucleotide messenger RNA. RefSeq names its product taste 2 receptor member 16 (gene TAS2R16). Gene Ontology annotation, cellular component: membrane. NCBI's taxonomy places the organism in Eukaryota, Metazoa, Chordata, Mammalia, Chiroptera, Rhinolophidae. Bases 1 to 951 code for a protein of 316 amino acids. The record is from RefSeq and is a predicted model, not a curated record. Gene Ontology annotation, molecular function: bitter taste receptor activity; G protein-coupled receptor activity. The transcript has a single exon. Gene Ontology annotation, biological process: G protein-coupled receptor signaling pathway; detection of chemical stimulus involved in sensory perception of bitter taste; sensory perception of taste.